Oryzias melastigma (Indian medaka) is the source of this 3167-nucleotide messenger RNA. RefSeq names its product kelch-like ECH-associated protein 1a (gene keap1a). Gene Ontology annotation, molecular function: protein binding. Lineage: Eukaryota; Metazoa; Chordata; Actinopteri; Beloniformes; Adrianichthyidae. The record is from RefSeq and is a predicted model, not a curated record.
UGGAGCGUGUCAUCAUGCGUGGAUUGUCUUUCAGGUCCCGCGUUUCUGUGCGUUAAACCCUCUUUUGUUUCACUUUACAGCAGUCUGUGUUUUUUUUUAUUAUUAUUAUUUAUCUCUUGAUCUGUCAAAGUGUGCAUGCGCUCAAGCCGAGCGGCUCUUCCUCUUGCAAAGAAACGCAAAGUCAUGCUGGUGCGGGAGCUCUUCCCCUCCACCCCCAGCAGCGCCACCGCCUUUGGACGCGCGCAGGACGCUCGCAGCUCCGCCGUUUCUCUCUGCUGCCGGCAGAAACACGUCGUUUCCUGAGAGGAUCGGGGGGUUAAUUUAUAAAACAACAAGAAAACAACACAAAACGGGGAAGAGAAGGAGUGUGGAUCCUGUGGCGGCGCAGCUCUUCCAGCGCGUAACGAUCUCGUCGUGUUUACGAUCCAACAGCUGACUUCAGGGACCGGCCCCAUCACAGAACCGGCAGGAGCAAAUCUGUCCUCACAUGCCUCGCGUCUCGGCGUCAGACGUUUGACCGCUUCCUUUUAUUGGAGGGAACAGUAAAUCACUGCGGACGACAGCAAAGUGGAUUUUUUUUUUUUUUUAUAAACCUGCAGAACCUGGAACUUUGGGAGCUGUCCAAUCCGGAUGCAGUUACUCGUGUCACAACCUGGAUAAACCAAUCCAGUCUUUCUACAGAAACACAAAAACAUUUAGUUGUUUUACUCUGGCCUCUUUCCUCUGCUUGAUCUGCCCUCCGGCGAUGGCUUUGAUCAGGAGGAAAUUCUGCCAUGCUGUUUUACAUGAAGCAUUUACAGACUGAAUAGACUUUAUCUUCAAUUGUGGCACAAUGGAUCUGCGGAGAUCACCUGCUCAUCUUGGCUUCCACAGCUUGGAAACAUAAAAAACUUUCUAUUUUUAAACUUUAACUGGUUAAGAACUAAAAAAUUGCAUAAAACUGGACCAAAUCCUUUCAGUAUGAAUUGCCCAAUAAGGAAAAAACGUCCCAAGUGUGACUUGGACUUUUCAGCCAUCGCGGUUCCCUCCAUGCACGGGUCGGGAUACCUCGACUACACGGUGGAGAACCACGCUUUCAGGUCCCUGUUGGUCAUGGAUGAGUUCAGAAAGCACGGCAUGCUGUGUGACGUGUUGCUGCAUGUCACAUACAAGGAGAGGGUGGUAGACUUCAAGGUGCACAGGGUGGUGCUGGCCUCCUGCAGCCCGUACUUCAGAGCCAUGUUCACCAGAGGCUUCAAAGAGUGCAGCGCUUCCGAGGUCACCCUGUGCGACGUGUGCCCCGAGGUGGUGGGAAGGCUGAUUGACUUUGCCUACACGGCUCGUAUAACGGUGGGGGAGACGUGUGUGCUGCACGUCCUCCUGUCCGCCAUGAGGUUUCAGAUGGAGGACGUGGCCAAAGCGUGCUGCGAUUUCCUCAUCAAGCACCUGGAGGCGGCGAACGUCAUCGGCAUAUUGCGCUUCGCCGAAGAGAUCGGGUGCACAGAGCUGCAUCAGCAGUGCAGAGAGUACAUCAACACACACUUUAGUGAGGUGACCAAAGCAGAUGAGUUCUUCAGCCUGUCCCACUGCCAGCUGCUGGAGCUCAUCAGUCAGGACAGUCUCAAGGUUCUCUGCGAGUCCGAGGUGUACAAAGCCUGCACAGACUGGGUCCGAGCAGACAUGGAGAGCAGGGCUCAGUAUCUCCACGCCCUCCUCAAUGCGGUCCACAUUUACGCGCUGCCUCCGAAAUUCCUGAAAAAGCAGCUCGUGUCCUGCCCCAUCCUCAGCAAGGCCAAUUCCUGCAAGGACUUCCUGUCUAAAAUCUUCCAGGAUAUUACGCUGAGAAGGAUCACCCCCACCCCGAUCCGAGGAACCCAGCUCAUCUAUGUGGCCGGCGGGAGCAAAGUGUGGCUGAAACUGGCCGACAUGGAAACUCCCUGCAGCGGUCUGGGAGCUUGUGCUCUGUUUGGACUCAUGUACACGGUGGGGGGUAAAAAUCUUUCACUGCAGAAUAACACAGAGUCCAACGGGUUGUGCUGCUACAACCCCAUGACCAACCAGUGGAGCGAACGAGCCCCCAUGAAUAUGCCCAGGAACCGAGUGGGGGUGGGCGUGGUGGAUGGCUGCAUCUACGCGGUGGGGGGCUCCCAGGGGUCCGUGCAUUAUAACACAGUGGAGAGGUGGGAUCCAGACUCCAACCGCUGGUCGUUCGUUAGCCCCAUGUCAGUGGCUCGCCUGGGCGCCGGUGUGGCUGCGUGUGGGGGGGCUCUGUACGUGGCGGGGGGUUAUGAUGGCCAAAACCGCUGGAACACCGUUGAGAAAUACCAGCUCGACACAAACACCUGGCACCAGCUGGCUCCCAUGAAGACGAUCCGCAGCGGGCUGGGUUUGGUGUGUUUAAACUUCUGCCUGUACGCCAUCGGAGGAUACGACGGACAGAGCCAGUUGUGCACGGUGGAAUGUUACAACAUGGCCAGAAACGUGUGGGAGCCCCGAGCCUCCAUGCAUCACUGCCGCAGCGCACACGGAGUCACCGUCCACCAGGACCGCAUCUACGUCUUCGGAGGUUACAACCAGCGCGGCUUCCUGUCCAGUGUGGAGUGCUACUGUCCUGAAACAAACAAGUGGAUGUACCUAACGGACAUGCCAGAGGGGCGCAGCGGCAUGGGCGUCGCCGUCACCAUGGAGCCCUGUCCCGGGAGACUGCUGGAGAUGGAGGUGGAUGAGGACGAGGUCAUGUAGGAUGGAGAAACGAGCGGAGAGGAAGUUUUGAUUUUUGCAAAGACUUUUUUGAGAGAGAGAGGAAAAAAGCUUUCUAAAUGAAUAAACUCAUCAAUGUACAGAAAAAGAUUAAUCUUUUGAGAAAAAGAGAGACAAAGUGUCUGCUUUGAGUUCGUUAAGACUCUUCUGACAAACCAAUCAGACUGAAUUUAAUGAAGACUUCCCUACUUGUGAGAUGAGAUAUUGCCAUUAGGUUAAAUGAAGUUAUACCUCAGGUGAUUUCCAUUCGUUUGGAGACCAACUAGUAUAAAAAAUUUACAAACAAGACUGGAACUGAGCUCCUUCCUGCUUUCUCUUCAAAAUCAAAUCUGUAUAUAAGCACUUUUCAUGACAUUUUUCUCACAGAAUUAUCUGUUUUGCGUGUGUAAAAACCCAUUUGUUUCUUAAAUAAAUGAAAUAUGAAUUUU